AUGCGGGCUCGCGUCUCCACGUCCGCCGCCGCCCGCACCCUGGCCGCCCGCUGCUCGGCGCGGGCGUCGACAACGACAGCUCCCCCCAUCGCCGCGGCGGCGCGGCAGCAGAUCCGCGCCGCCGGUGGGCUCUCGCAGAGGCCCGACUCCAACUUCGUCUCCUUCCCCGGCGCGCUCAAGAGCGCCUUCACCAGCGACCUCAAGUUCGAGCACCCGUCCGAGUACCCGGCCAUGCCGACCUACCGCGUCGUCGACCAGCAGGGCGUCGUCGUGGACCGCAAGUUCAAGCCGGACCUCAGCGACGAGGAGGUCGUCAAGCUGUACAAGGACAUGCUGACCGUCUCCAUCAUGGACAUCAUCAUGUUCGACGCCCAGAGGCAAGGACGCAUCAGCUUCUACAUGGUCUCGGCCGGCGAGGAGGCCGUCUGCGUGGGCUCCGCCUCGGCGCUGCGGCCCGACGAUGUCGUCUUUUCCCAGUACCGAGAGCAGGGCGUCUUCCAGCAGCGCGGCUUCCAGCUCAGCGACUUUAUGAGCCAGCUGUUCGCCAACAAGAACGACCCGGGCAAGGGCAGGCAGAUGCCCGUCCACUACGGCAGCAAGAAACUGCAUAUUCACACCAUCUCCUCCCCGCUAGGCACCCAGAUCCCCCACGCCGCGGGCGCCGCCUACGCCCUCAAGAUCCAGCGCAUGCAGGACCCCUCGGCGCCGCCGCGCAUAGCCGUCGUCUACUUUGGCGAGGGCGCCGCCAGCGAGGGCGACUUCCACGCCGCGCUCAACAUCGCCGCCACGCGCUCCUGCCCCGUCGUCUUCGUCUGCCGCAACAACGGCUACUCCAUCUCCACCCCGUCCCUCGAGCAGUACCGCGGCGACGGCAUCGCCAGCCGCGGGCUCGGCUACGGCAUCGACACCAUCCGCGUCGACGGCAACGACCUGUGGGCCGUGCGCGAGGCCACCAAGCGCGCGCGCGAGAUGGCGCUCGAGGGCGGCGGCCGGCCCGUGCUCAUGGAGUGCAUGACCUACCGCGUCGGCCACCACAGCACGUCCGACGACUCGUUUGCCUACCGCGCGCGCGUCGAGGUCGAGGACUGGAAGCGCCGGGACAACCCCAUCUCGCGCCUGCGCAAGUGGAUGGAGGCCAAGGGGUGCUGGGACGAGGCCAAGGAGAAGGAGGCGCGCGACACCAUCAGGAGGAAUGUGCUCAAGGCGUUCUCCGAGGCAGAGAAGAUCAAGAAGCCGCCAAUCAUCUCCAUGUUCCAGGAUGUGUACGAGGAUCUCACGCCAGACCAGAAGAGACAGGUGGAGGAGCUGAGGCAACAUCUAGAGGAAUACCCCGAGGACCUCACCAUUCUCCCAUCAUCACACAACACAACACUCUCACCGACGAUAGUCCCGAGACGAAGAUAUCACGACAAUCUCACUGAACAGCCUCCUCAGCAACACCCAUCUACCUCCAUAAUGUCUCAAGCAGCAACAAUCGCUGUCGUCUUCCUCGUGCUCUUCACCAUCGCCUUCGCGGCCUUCAUCUGGGGCUUCAACAAGAUCGGCUGGCUCGCUCGCAUCAUCGCCGCCAGGAAGAAGGAGAAGGCCGAAGCCGCCGCCGCAGCAGCAGCAAGCGAGGCCCCAACCGCAUAA
Messenger RNA from Thyridium curvatum, 1632 nucleotides. RefSeq lists its product as uncharacterized. The transcript is spliced from 3 exons. The coding region runs from base 1 to 1632 and encodes 543 amino acids. Gene Ontology annotation, molecular function: oxidoreductase activity, acting on the aldehyde or oxo group of donors, disulfide as acceptor. NCBI's taxonomy places the organism in Eukaryota, Fungi, Ascomycota, Sordariomycetes, Thyridiales, Thyridiaceae. Gene Ontology annotation, biological process: branched-chain amino acid catabolic process. The record is from RefSeq and is a predicted model, not a curated record.